CGUAAUGCGAUAAAAAUGGGCGUAAACGAAAGAUGAACCGACGAGGACCGGCGUUCUGUUGCAGAAAAGGUAGCAGCAACAUUUGUUAAUACUAUUAGAAAGUCAUUGGGUGAGAAUUGGGUGAGUUUACGGACGCAUUUAUAUAACGGCGAAGGAGGAACACAAAGCGACGUUGCGCAACGUAAUUAUUCAGUAUUCCGACGACGACAGACCAGUGAGGUUUCGUUCCGAUAUGUGCGACCUACUGACCAAGGACGAGUGCAAGGUCAUCCUUAGCAACUACCUACAAGACGCCGCACUGAUCUCGUAUAAAGUGAAUCCUUUAUCUGAAACUAUCGAAGGACUUGUCGGUGAACAUUACAUUGUUGCAGUGGAUUUCGCAACGAGUGACGAUGCACCAAGCAAUUCGCAACGAUUCUUUUUGAAAGUCUUAAAUGGCAACAACUCCGUAAUCUUCGAGCUCUCUCAAUCGCUAAACGCUUACGGUAAAGAAGAGUUCUUCUACAAUUAUUUGCAAGUAGAGUACCAAAAGAGAAAUAUCGAUAUUUCAUACGCUCCCAAGUGUUAUUAUUGUAAACCCUACAAAAUUGUCUUGGAAGAUUUAUCCGUUAGGCAAUUUACAAUGAGGAACAAGAAAUUAUUGUUCGAUGUAGAACAUUGCAAAAUUGCGCUCGACACUUUAGCGAAAUUUCACUGUUCCAGCAUUAUUUACGAAAUCAAACAAUCGAUUUGUUUGAAUGAUAAGUUUCCUGGACUUUUGGAAAACAAAGUGUUUACGAGUGCAGAGAACGUCGCUUCCAAAUGGAUGCGCUGCUCUAUCGACGGAUUAAUGCAACUCAUAGAUCAUUUAAGCAUAAGCGAAACGGAGAAGAGCCGCUUCAAAGUGGAAAUGGAGGCCGCGUUCCAGAGGGCAUGUUCCGAACGGCCGACCGAAAACCACUUAAGUACCGUUUUGCACGGCGAUCUGUGGUCGAACAAUUUCCUAUUUCAAUAUGCGGAGGGAAAACCGAAGGUCGCCGUGUUGAUCGAUUACCAGAUCCUGAAGUACGGGCCGCCGGCCUCCGACGUGGUCCAGAUGAUCCGCACCAAUACGAGGAAGGGAACGCGCGAUAAACACUUCAAGGAAUUAUUGGAUUAUUAUUACAGCCGUUUCGUGGGUUGUUUGGGAUCGAGUGGUCUGGAGGCAGAAGAAAUAAUGUCGAUUGGGGAUUUCUUGGCUGCCUGCGAAGAGGUCGAUUGUUCGGUAAGGUUGCAUGCCCUUGCCGACCGAUCCGUUACCUUCUUAUCUGAUGAACUCGUCGGAGAUACCAUGGGAUCGGAAGAUUCACUUAGGAGCUUCUUAUAUGAAGAUAGGGGUAAAUGCAUGGUUGAUUCAUUCUUAACCCAUCGUGACUUUAGGGAAAUCAUUGAAGAAGAUCUACUCGACCUUAAAGAAACUUUAUUGAAACACUAA
Messenger RNA from Nicrophorus vespilloides, 1453 nucleotides. RefSeq lists its product as uncharacterized. The record is from RefSeq and is a predicted model, not a curated record. Bases 233 to 1453 code for a protein of 406 amino acids. The transcript is spliced from 2 exons. NCBI's taxonomy places the organism in Eukaryota, Metazoa, Arthropoda, Insecta, Coleoptera, Silphidae.